Eurypyga helias (sunbittern) is the source of this 939-nucleotide messenger RNA. RefSeq names its product TEA domain family member 4 (gene TEAD4). The annotation marks the transcript as partial. Gene Ontology annotation, biological process: hippo signaling; regulation of transcription by RNA polymerase II; embryonic organ development. Gene Ontology annotation, molecular function: DNA-binding transcription factor activity, RNA polymerase II-specific; RNA polymerase II cis-regulatory region sequence-specific DNA binding. The transcript is spliced from 7 exons. Gene Ontology annotation, cellular component: transcription regulator complex. The record is from RefSeq and is a predicted model, not a curated record. Lineage: Eukaryota; Metazoa; Chordata; Aves; Eurypygiformes; Eurypygidae.
UUUUGGCAAGGAGCUUUGCCAGGCCAAGCUGGAUCUUCCCAAGAUGUGAAACCUUUUUCUCAACAAUCUUAUGCUGUACAGCCUCCGCUGCCAUUACCAGGGUUUGAGUCUUCUGCUGGCCUCUCGCCUUCCCCAUCAGCACCAGCUUGGCAAGGACGAAGGGUUGCUAGCUCCAAACUUUGGAUGUUAGAAUUCUCUGCAUUCUUGGAACAACAACAAGACCAAGACACAUAUAACAAACACCUGUUUGUGCACAUUGGGCAGUCAAGCCCCAGCUACAGUGACCCCUACCUCGAGGCAGUGGAUAUCCGGCAGAUCUAUGACAAGUUCCCUGAGAAGAAAGGGGGCCUGAAGGAGCUCUUUGAAAGGGGGCCAGCUAAUGCCUUCUUCCUUGUGAAAUUCUGGGCUGAUUUGAACACCAAUAUUGAAGAUGAAUCCAGAUCUUUCUAUGGAGUUUCCAGCCAAUAUGAGAGCCCAGAAAACAUGGUCAUUACCUGUUCCACCAAAGUGUGUUCCUUUGGAAAGCAGGUGGUGGAGAAAGUGGAGACAGAGUACGCACGCUAUGAAAAUGGACACUAUUCCUAUCGUAUUCACCGUUCUCCUCUCUGCGAAUACAUGAUAAACUUCAUUCACAAACUCAAGCACCUUCCUGAGAAGUAUAUGAUGAACAGUGUGCUGGAGAACUUUACUAUUUUACAGGUUGUGACAAACAGGGACACACAGGAGACCUUGCUGUGCAUAGCGUAUGUUUUUGAGGUGUCAACUAGUGACCAUGGUGCCCAGCAUCACAUCUACCGGCUGGUAAAAGACUAGAGACUCUCUGCCCUGAGUCGUCCAUGGGAUGCAUGUCUAAGGAAAAAGCCUGUGCUUGAACAACCCCUGCCCCCCCAUACCAAACUGAAAAAUAAACUGCAGAUAUUGUGUAUUUUCAGAAAAGCA